ACAGGAUAACAAUGUGCUUGCUUCAUGAAGAGUUUGACAGACGGUCGAUUGACAUCAGCCCACGCUAUAGGCAGGUGAUACACAGAGCAAGCCGCUCUCUACCGGAGAUCACGUUAGACAGUCUAUCAAUUCCAAAUAAAAAGUGACGUGAGGGGGAAAGUUAAUUAAGUCCGAACAAUGGAACGUUCUAAACAGAAGCAACUAAAUCAAAGCGAAAUGCAAGUAACCGGUACGAACGAUGGUUCUGUAAACGGACAUUUUGAAGGGAUGGUGAAAAUCACGAACCGGCCCGGUGGACCUCAAGGGGUUCCCGGGGAUACGAAUUCUCAGACGUCUUCGGUGAUGGAGAGCUGGAAAGAAGAGCGCACUCGAAGUAUGGAAGACAAUGAAAUAAGCUUGCCACGUCUUGCCGCUGCAUAUACCACGAUUCUCAGAGGUCUGGGAGAAGAUCCUCAAAGACAGGGUCUCCUCAAAACUCCAUGGAGAGCUGCCACGGCUAUGCAGUUCUUCACCAAAGGCUAUCAGGAGAAAAUAAUUGAUGUGUUAAAUGAUGCCAUUUUCGACGAGGACCAUGACGAAAUGGUGAUAGUGAAGGACAUCGACAUGUUCUCCAUGUGCGAGCACCACCUCGUACCCAUCUUCGGCAGGGUGCACAUAGGCUACCUCCCCAACAAGAGAGUUCUGGGCCUCAGUAAACUGGCCAGGAUUGUUGAAAUUUACAGCAGGAGAUUACAAGUUCAGGAAAGGCUGACUAAACAAAUUGCAGUUGCCAUCACCGAGGCCUUGCAACCUGCUGGAGUCGGUGUCGUUGUAGAAGCCACUCACAUGUGUAUGGUCAUGAGAGGGGUGCAGAAGAUGAACAGCAAGACUGUGACCAGCACCAUGCUGGGCGUGUUCCGCGAGGACCCCAAAACACGGGAUGAGUUCCUCACCCUCAUCAGGAGCUGAGGGGUCCCACCGUGGAAACGGUCCCGCCUCUCCGUGUUCGACGUCCUGCCUAGCCCCUCUCCCUGGGAAACCGAUUGCGCCCGUUGUAGCCCACCAGUCACUGUAUUUGCCAUUGCCUAUGCCUCUCUUUCUCCUUGUUUAAAGUGUAAAACCCACUGGAGUAACUGUCUGUUCCAGAGCAUAUUCAUACGUGAGGUCGUCUAAAUUGUCCUUAGUGAGAAACAUCUGGGGGGAAAAAUAGCGGGUAGAAAUGGGUGAAGCAGUAAGUGGCCGGCUGUGUAACUUCACAGCCUUUGAUUUAAUUCUAAACGCACUUUCAAUAGUGAACGAAUCAUGCAUAUCUUCUUGCAUCUUCAUGGUACACAUACAGAAACCUCAUUUUAUAUGUAGUUUUUUCAGAUGUGAUGAUAAUGAAUAGAGACAAUUAGUGUCAAUUUCAAAGGGUUUAUUUAAUUUAACUGAGAAGUGAAAAGCCAAAAAGAAUGACUUGUUCUUUGCUCUUGGACUUUUUAAACAGGAAAAUACUAGGUGAUUACUUAAACAAUUAUUAAUUACUGUAAUCACAAAAUACACCUAUUUAAUGGUUGCUUACAGGUGACAGACUUUUAGUUUUAGCUUUUUAAUGUCCCCAUUGUUGUCAGAACUUAUGUAUAAAACAAAGUAGGUAAUGACUAGGAUUCAUUUAACCUACUUUACUGCACUACAUUCCUACGGUAAAGAUUUUGUUGCAAUUUUUUACAGAUAUUUAUCUACAAAGUGUUCAUUUGCAGCUUGUUUGCCACUGACCCAAAGUUUACUAAAUAUAAACUCACCGAAAAAGCACAGGGUGCUCUUUCACAUUUUAUCAGUGAAAUGUCCUUUAACACGAGGAUACAUACUCUCAUCAUAUCUCACUCAAUAGUGUUAUAUCUUUUAUUUGCCAUUUCCAAACUUGAAGAGAUCUGUCAUGGUUUGAACACCAUAUUCCUGAAGUCAUUGGCUUUUCUGUUAAAGUGUGCAAGGUUUCAUACACUUUAGAUUUAACGUUUUAAGUAUUUUAAUGAUUUAUACCUAAUGAAUUACAAACACCGUAUUUUGCAUCCUAUUCACAAAACAAGAUGGCUUCCUGAAAGGGGACAUCUUGUAAAACAAUUGCCGUUGCUAUAUGCUACAACUGUAUGGUGUU
Molecule: messenger RNA, 2113 nt
Organism: Anguilla anguilla (European eel)
Lineage: Eukaryota; Metazoa; Chordata; Actinopteri; Anguilliformes; Anguillidae
Gene: gch1
Product: GTP cyclohydrolase 1
Exons: 6
Coding region: 178-948 (256 amino acids)
Biological process (GO): tetrahydrobiopterin biosynthetic process; tetrahydrofolate biosynthetic process
Cellular component (GO): cytoplasm
Molecular function (GO): zinc ion binding; GTP cyclohydrolase I activity; GTP binding
Source: RefSeq, a predicted model, not a curated record